Molecule: messenger RNA, 847 nt
Organism: Musa acuminata AAA Group (dessert banana)
Lineage: Eukaryota; Viridiplantae; Streptophyta; Magnoliopsida; Zingiberales; Musaceae
Exons: 1
Coding region: 47-808 (253 amino acids)
Source: RefSeq, a predicted model, not a curated record
UCCACGGCGUGGACGAGCAUGCAACGAGUUUUCGAACCUACCGACCAUGGCGGAGGAGAGUGAGGAGUCCUCUGCGUCGCGUCCUCGGCAGCGAGAGAAGCAGCAGAUCACCGUCCCGUAUCUUUGGGAAGAGAAACCCGGCGUACCGAAGAGAGUCCCCGUGAUCUCGUCUUCGCCGCCGACGAGACUCGUGGUUUCCGUCCCCUUCGAAUGGGAAGAGAAGCCCGGGAAGCCAAUCCAGAUUCCUCCCACCGUGCCGGACUUGUUGACUGCCGGCGAUCUGAAUGGGUUGGAUCCUCGUCCUGCGUCGAGCUGUCACCUGAACCCUUUUGUCGAUGAGAGGUCUGGUCCCCUGAAUCCCUUCGUCGAUGAAACGGAGGGAGGCGCCAUGGAUUCUUACCUCGAAGCCUUUUCUUUCAAGAAGGACGACAAAGCAGACCCGUCUUUCGCUGAUGUGACUGCUGCGUGGGAGAGCUUUAGCGAGAACGGCUCCUACCGGAACGAGGACUGGCACUCUGUAUCGGGAACGGAUGGGCACAGCAGCUCGAGCAGCUCAGAGGCAGCGGAGGUGGGCACAGACACUUCGGUGAUUCAGUUCCUUUUCCCGCUGCCCAGCGGGGAAGACGAAGCUCCAUCUGCUGUGGCUGCUCGCCGUGGCCCAAACCAAUGCAGCAGCGAACACGCAGGCAUGGCAAGGAGGGGGCUGACACUCGGGGAGCUCAUACUGCUGAGUCGCAAGCUAAGCUGCAGAAGGAAGCAAAACGAAGGCAGGAAGAGAGAGCACCCAAAGGUAAAUGAUUGCUUGUAGUAUAUCCAUCCAUCAUCCUUGGAGAGUGCAAUGGGUGCA